AUCAGAGAACUAAAUGAUGAUUAUUCGUUGGUCUACCCACCCUGCGUGGAGCUACCGCACACUGUAAACGUUUUUUCCAAUAGUGAUGGCGCCAGCAAUACUUCUGCCGGUAGUUCGGUUGAUGAUGUGUUUGUGGAUGCCGGAAUCGCGGAUAGUGAACGCGUGGAUGUCAGUGACUCGGAUUCUAGCUCCAUUGGUGAACAGGCUGAACUUACACGACCCAUACGUAUCCGUAAGGUACCGGUUAGGCUCCAAUACUAACCAUUCAUUAAUUAUUUCUUUUUUUAUUGUUACCCAUCUGAUCACUGUUAACAAUUUUCGGGAGAGAUGA
Acanthoscelides obtectus is the source of this 331-nucleotide messenger RNA. Lineage: Eukaryota; Metazoa; Arthropoda; Insecta; Coleoptera; Chrysomelidae. The record is from the annotation of a GenBank genome assembly.